This is a messenger RNA of Fibroporia radiculosa, 366 nucleotides long. RefSeq lists its product as uncharacterized. NCBI's taxonomy places the organism in Eukaryota, Fungi, Basidiomycota, Agaricomycetes, Polyporales, Fibroporiaceae. The transcript is spliced from 3 exons. Bases 1 to 366 code for a protein of 121 amino acids. The record is from RefSeq and is a predicted model, not a curated record.
AUGUCUACCGAAGCAACGUCUACCGGCGCGCCCAACGCGGACACCCACCCCACUGGGCCCACCCACGCCCCCGUCGACAAGGGCAAGGCCAAGUUCGUCAAGCAGGUCGCCAUGGACGACGACGAUGACGAGGAAGAAGAAGACGACGACGAGGAGGAUGAGGACGACGACAUGGAAGAGGCACGCGACGAACUCCAUGAAAUCGACCCUUCUGCUAUCAUAGGUACGCGUCGCACUCGCGGUGUACGCGUCGACUAUACCUCCGCUGCCGCUCUUGAGAAGGCCGGCCUGAAGCCUGAGGCUGCCGAUGACGAUGAGGGUGAAGAGUCUUUCGUGGCCAAAGACGACGAGAUGCAUGACGACUAG